Mollisia scopiformis is the source of this 816-nucleotide messenger RNA. RefSeq lists its product as uncharacterized. The record is from RefSeq and is a predicted model, not a curated record. The transcript has a single exon. NCBI's taxonomy places the organism in Eukaryota, Fungi, Ascomycota, Leotiomycetes, Helotiales, Mollisiaceae. The coding region runs from base 130 to 639 and encodes 169 amino acids.
UGUUCAUCACGGGCUCGAUACCCCUCCCGUGAGGUAAUUAGGGGUGACUUUGAACUUACUACUGGCUUGGUUUCUGUUUCUUUGACAGCGGACUUGAUAUCCUUCGGUGUCUCCUUGGCAGGUUGUGCGAUGGCAGUUUCAAGGUGGACUGGCGGGUGCGUGUUUUCGACCUUGCUCUGUUCAAAGUUGGUAUUCUUGGCUUCCUCAAUCUUUGGCUCUUCCGCUUUGGAUUCCAGCGGCUUUGUGGCUUCGCUAACCAUCGGCUCCGAAGCCGGAGCUACCGUUUCCGUGACUGCUUCAAUGUGUCCGUCUGCUGCUAUAGUGACAUUCAACGAGACAGGUUUCUCUUCGCCGUUUGAAUUUGGAAUUUCAAGCGUUGCUUCCUCCGUCUUGCUUUCCUCAGCUUUUGCCUCUGGUGUCAUGUCUUUCGUCGGGACUGAUGUUUCCUCUUUAUUGUCCUGUUUCGUCACUAGGGUAUCAACACUCUUACUCUCAUCAACUUUGGGCCGAGCUGGGACAUCUUUGUUCUCUCCGUCAGCCUGGGGCAAGUCUUCCGCCUUUACUUCAUCGACGACCGUCUGUGCAACUCCCUUCACUUGCCCAUCAGCUCCAACGGUGAUCUUCAAAGUGAUGGGAUGAUGGACAGUGGCGUCAGCUGUAUCUGGUUGGUCGAGCUCUAAUGUGACGACUUUAUCUCCAGUUUGAUUGGGAGACACCUUGUCAGCAAUAGCAGCUCCAAGAGCUGUUGCUCCUGCUGCUGAAAGACCGUCGUGCGCGGGAUCAAUAACGGCGGGGGCCGUGUCGUCAACUUUCACA